Molecule: messenger RNA, 2592 nt
Organism: Neoarius graeffei (lesser salmon catfish)
Lineage: Eukaryota; Metazoa; Chordata; Actinopteri; Siluriformes; Ariidae
Exons: 4
Coding region: 1-2592 (863 amino acids)
Biological process (GO): DNA integration
Molecular function (GO): nucleic acid binding
Source: RefSeq, a predicted model, not a curated record
AUGGCCUCAAAGGAGGCUCAACAGCUACAUGCAACUACCAAAAUUGGUGCCAUACGUUCGAAAGUUGAUGCUGAACUUGACACCCUGGUCACAAGUGGCGUUCUGGAACCAGUAGCUAUUAGUGAGUGGGCAACGCCUAUUGUUCCCGUGCCAAAGAAAAAUGGAGAAAUUCGAAUCUGUGGAGAUUUCAAGGUGACGCUGAAUCCUGUACUAGCUGCUGAACAAUAUCCUCUCCCUCACAUUGAUGAUUUGUUUGCAGGGCUUAGUCGAGGACAGAAGUUUAGUAAAAUGGAUCUGAACCAGGCCUACUUGCAGAUGCGUGUCCAGGAAGAAUCAAAAGCGUUUCUCACGAUAACAACACAAAAGGGUCAGUUCAGAUACUGUCAACUUCCUUUCGGAAUCACGUCAGCCCCUUCACAUUUUCAGCGUGCCAUGGACCAGAUCCUCAGUGGCCUUCCGGGUGUGCAGUGUUACCUCGACAACAUCCUUUGCACUAGGGCUACCGAUGAGGAACAUCUGCGUAAUCUGGAUGCAGUCCUUCAGAGACUACAAGACUAUGGCCUUCGAGUCCACAAAGACAAGGGCGAGUUCUUCAGGCCGUCAGUUGAAUAUCUGGGACAUGUAAUCGAUGCAAACAGAUUGCACACUGCCCCAUCCAAGAGCCGCGCCAUUGCAGAUGCUCCACCACUACAGAAUGUGAGUCACCAUUGCAUAGAGGCUUUUCAGAAAGCCAAGGACACCCUGUUGAUGUUUGGAGUGCUGACACACUUUGACCCCUCUCUUCCAAUUCAGCUAGCCUGUGAUGCUUCUCCCUAUGGAGUGGGAGCUGUUAUUUCCCAUAUACUGCCAAAUGGAGAAGAAAGUAUUGCAUUUGCAUCGCGAACAUUGAAUAAAGCGGAGUCCAACUAUGUGCAGAUAGAAAGGGAAGCACUGAGCAUUGUCUUUGGAGUUCGUCGUUUUCACCAGUAUCUCUAUGGACGGCGAUUCACCCUUUUUACAGAUCACAGACCCCUCACUACCAUCCUGGGGCUGCACUCAGGCAUACCAUCACUUGCGGCGAACCGCAUGCAAAGAUGGGCUAUGCUAUUAUCAGCCCACUCAUACGAUAUUAAAUAUCACAAGACAGACCAACACCAAAAUGCAGACGGGUUGUCCAGGCUUCCCCUGCCCGUUACCAAGCCAGAGUCAAGCAGCACAGGCAUUUUCUACUUCAGCCAGGUAGAGGGCAUGCCCGUAUCAGCUGUCCAAGUAAAGAGAGCUACGCGCAUGGAUCCUGUCUUGGCAGGGGUCCUGGACAUGGUGAUGAAGGGCCAUUCAAGAAGUGAUGUCCCUGACCUUCAGCCAUACCUCUCAAGGAGGACUGAAUUGUCAAUACAGUCUGGAUGUUUGCUGUGGGGGAGGAGGGUGGUCAUUCUGCCAACAUUACGGAAGACUGUUCUGCGACAACUCCAUGUGGGUCAUAGUGGAAUUGUGCGCAUGAAAGAAUUAGCGAGAAGUUACUUUUGGUGGCCAGGAGUGGACCGAGAGAUUGAGAAUGUAGCCAAGACCUGCCACAAAUGCCAGAGGGUUCGGAACAUUCCACAGUUAGCUCCCCUACACCCUUGGGAGUUCCCAGAAGAACCAUGGCAGCGUGUUCAUGUGGAUUUCGCGGGACCAGUGGAAGGGCGGAUGCUACUGGUAGCUGUAGAUGCACACAGCAAAUGGCCCAAAGUGACAAUCGUGAAAUCUACCACUACUAACAAAACCAUUGAAAAAAUAGGGGAAAUGUUCAGUCGUUUUGGGUGCCCCAUACAGUUAGUCUCGGACAAUGGUCCCCAGCUGGUGUCAGAAGGAAUGACCAUUUUCCUGCAAGCAAAUGGGGUACAGCACGUCAAAUCAGCACCUUUCCACCCGGCUACUAAUGGGUUAGCCAAAAGGUUUGUCCAAACCCUGAAACAUGCACUUAAGACCUCUCAAGGUCAAGGAACAUUUCGUCAGAGCUUACACAGAUUUUUGUUGACUUAUAGGAUCACUCACCACGCCACCACCAAGGUCUCUCCAGCAACCCUGAUGUUCAAGAGAGACCUGCAAACCCAUUUUGACCUGUUAAAACCCCUCACAGUGAAAGACGCUGUGCAAAAUCAGCAGAAAAAGCAGACUCAGCAACAGAAACAACAGGCUAAGGAAAGGAACUUCUCUCCUGGUGACCCAGUGUUAGCCAGAAAUUACAGUACUGGUCCACAGUGGGUGCACGCAACCAUUUUGACGCAGACCAGUCCUGUUUCAUACACCGUUCAGACUGCUGACGGUCGCAUGUGGAGGAGACAUGUCGACCAACUCCUGCAGACUGCAGCACCAACACUCACACCACCUCCAGAGGACUGUGUUGGGGAUUCGCUGGGAGGCCACACUGGUGACCCCGUCUCAGCACCUGGGGGUACCUCUCUUCUUGAGGUGCCGGUUCCUGACCCUCCGCCAGAGAUGCCGGUGGGGCUGGCGCCUCCAUCCCCAGCAGGAAUGUUAUCGCCACCUAAGGACAAUAGGGAUAGCCCUCCCGGUGAGCGCCAAUACCCAGAAAGAGAGCGGCGGCCUCCCAAAUGUAUGGAUUUAUGA